AGUGUGAGAAGGACAGGCUGAAAGAUUACAAGGCGAAGACCGUGAUUGCCCUGAUUAACUUGAUGUGUACAUGAAGAUUUAUUUAUUUUUAUUUUUUUUGCAUUGCGUUAUAAUUAAAUUAAAUUAAAUACGUUUUAUUAUUACAUCUUUUGAUGACAGCGCAGCAGCAUGAGACGAGUUUACUGCACAUCAAACUGUGUGACAGCUGUCAUGAAUAAGUGAAACAUACAAAGAGCUGCGGGCAUGAAUACUAUAGGAGUUUCAUUUUUAGAUCCCUUGGAUGAUUAUGAGAUUAUUCAUCUGAUCGGGAGCGGCACUUAUGGAGAAGUCUUUAAGGCUAGAAACAUUAGGAGCUCAGAAAUGGCUGCUAUCAAAAUUGUUAAACUGGAUCCAGGUGAUGACAUCACCUCCAUCCAGCAGGAGAUAACAAUGAUGAAGGAGUGUAAGCAUAAGAACAUUGUGGCCUAUUAUGGCACUUACCACAGGAAUAAUAAAUUGUGGAUCUGCAUGGAAUACUGUGGGGGAGGAUCAUUGCAGGAUAUCUACCAAGUAACUGGACCUUUAAAGGAAAAACAGAUUGCUUACAUCUGCAGGGAAACUCUCCAGGGUUUGAAUCAUCUCCAUGAGACAGGCAAAAUACACAGAGACAUUAAGGUCAGUAAGAUUUUAGCUGAUUUUGGGGUUGCGGCUGAGAUAAGUGCCUCUGUUGCCAAGAGGAAGUCCUUCAUAGGAACUCCCUACUGGAUGGCCCCUGAGGUGGCAGCAGUGGAAAAGAAGGGUGGAUACAACCAUCUGUGUGAUAUCUGGGCAGUGGGCAUCACCGCCAUUGAGCUGGCAGAGCUACAGCCACCUAUGUUUGACCUUCAUCCCAUGCGUGCUCUGAUGCUGAUGUCUAAGAGCAGCUUCCAGCCUCCCAAACUAAAAGACAAGAGCAAAUGGCCUGCAGGGUUUCAUAGCUUUGUGAAGAUGUGUUUAAUCAAAAGUCCUCGCAAGAGGCCGACAGCAGAAACUCUUCUCCAGCACCCCUUUGUAACACAGUUACUCACCAGAAAAUUGAUGAUUGAGCUGCUGGACAUAGCAAGUAACCCGGACCUCCAUCAUCCACCCAGUCCUGAAGAGAAUGAAGAGGCAAGUGAUACAGCCCCAGAUACGAUCCAGUCUAAAGGGAAACAUAUGCCAGUGGAGAGAAGUUUAUCAGAAGAACAAUUUGACCAGGUUAAGUUUACCGCUCCCAGGAGAAAAGAGACUGAACCAUAUCCUGACCUGGGAUCGUGUGAUGAUUGGAGCAUAUCUGGAGAUGAACCAGAGUCACCGGGUCUUUUGGAAAGAGUGGAGGAGGAGUUACAGCAUAGGUGCUUGACAGUGAAAAGACGCUCAUAUUUUGAGUGGAGUAAGAGGAAAAGUGGACUGUUCAGUCCACCACCUGUCUCUGCAACAACAUCACUUCCUCCCAUGAGUUCUUUAGACUCUAAUCUGGAGGACAAGGACCUUACGCUUCGACCCAGUGCUACUCUAUGCCCUGAAACUGUAUUAAGUCCAGCAUUGUUGAGGUGUUCAGGCAGUCAGGAUGUGCGGCACUGGUGCAGUGACCCUUAUGUUCCUGAUGGUAAUGACACACAGGACAAACAGAGGACUCUUACAAGGACUUUGAGCAGAGACACGGCUCUUUCUACAGAGUGGAGCACCAUGAGGAAGAAAACAGAGGACUCUAGAGCAGAUUCUCACGGACUUCCUCCCACUCCCCAAGUCUAUAUGGGGGCCUGUUUUACUAAAGUCUUUAAUGGAUGUCCACUGAAAAUUCAUUGUGCAGAGACAUGGGUUUUGCCCAAAACAAGAGAUCAAUAUUUAAUUCUGGGUGCAGAGGAGGGUGUUUAUAUCCUUAACUUAAAUGAACUGCAUGAAGACACCUUAGAAAAGUUGCUUCCACAGAGAUGUACUUGGCUUUACGUCAUGAACAAUGUCUUAAUGUCCAUCUCUGGUAAGUCGUCUCAUCUCUACUCUCAUAGACUGACAGCUCUGUUUGAACAGCGAGGGCAUUUACAGAGGAAACAGGGUCACAUGUCCCUCGGCACCAACUGCUUCACGGAACGGAUCAUCCACAGGAAGUUUGCCGUGUCAGUGAAGAUUGCUGACACUAAGGGCAGUCGAAAGUGCAGUGUGGCUCGUAACCCUUACACAGACAGCACGUUCUUGUGUGCUGCAGUUCCCUCUGGUCUUGUGCUAUUGUUGUGGUAUGAACCGCUGCAGAAGUUCAUGCACCUCAAGCACAUUGCCGUGCCCCUGCCGGACCCAUUGCCCAUCUUUGAGCUGCUGGUGUUAAUGACAGAUGAGCUUCCUCAGCUCUGUGUGGGUGUCCAGGAAAGCCUCCAACAGCAAAACGAACGACAGCUAAAGUUUGACAUCAUCCAUCUGAAUGGCACGCCAAACCCUCAGCAAGACUUUGAGACAAUAAGAGCUGUACAAGUGACACAGCUGGACAGAGACACUCACCUUAUUAAUAGUUGA
Messenger RNA from Sinocyclocheilus rhinocerous, 2505 nucleotides. RefSeq names its product mitogen-activated protein kinase kinase kinase kinase 2-like. The transcript is spliced from 27 exons. NCBI's taxonomy places the organism in Eukaryota, Metazoa, Chordata, Actinopteri, Cypriniformes, Cyprinidae. The record is from RefSeq and is a predicted model, not a curated record. Gene Ontology annotation, cellular component: cytoplasm. Gene Ontology annotation, molecular function: ATP binding; MAP kinase kinase kinase kinase activity. The coding region runs from base 244 to 2505 and encodes 753 amino acids. Gene Ontology annotation, biological process: protein phosphorylation; intracellular signal transduction.